GCGAAAGCGAAUGCUCCUGGCUGCCGGCUGGUCCCGGAGCUGAGCUCGCUACCUCCCAGAGACCCCAGCCUUGCGUCCCGGUGGGGCACUGCGAGGGACGAUCAACCAUGGCUUCGCGGCAGCUCUCGGGCUGUGGAGUCCACGCCCUCCAGGUGUUGCUGCUACUGCUGCUGCUGCUGCUCCCGCUGCGGGUGACACCGGGUACCACAUGUCCAACCCCCAUAUCUGUUGAACAUGCAGACAUCCGGGUCAAGAACUACAGUGUGAACUCCAGGGAGAGGUAUGUCUGCAAUUCUGGUUUCAAACGGAAAGCCGGCACAUCCACACUGACUGAGUGUGUGAUUAACAAGAACACAAACACUGCCCACUGGACAACUCCUAACCUCAAGUGCAUCAGAGAUCCCUCCCUGGCUCACCAGAGUCCAGUGCUACCUUCCACAGUAGUGACGCCAAAGGUGACCCCACAGCCAGAGAGCCCCUCCCCUCCCGAAAAAGAGCCAGAAGCUGUAUCUCCCAAAUCAAAUACCACAUUGACCACCCAGACAGCUAUUGUGCCAGGCUCCGGGCUGACACCAUCCCAACCAGCUUCUGCAGGAACUACAGUGACAGGCAGUCAUGAGUCCUCCCGAGCCCCAUCUCCUGCAACAACAACGACCUUGGAGCCUACUGCUUCCCCUUCCCUCGGGAUACCAGAGAUUUCUCCAAACACCUCCAAAGUGACCAAAGAUGUACGGAAGAGCACUUGGUGCAUACAGGGACCUGCAGACAUCAAAAAAGGGCAUCAGAUCCCCCUGGAAUGGAUUUUAAAAGACACAGGGGUUGGGAGGAUGACUCAGUGGGUAAAGGCGAUGCCGUGCACGUGUGAGGACCUGAGCUGCUGUGUGGGGUCUAUGAACUGGACCCAGAUCCUCGCGAGAGAAUGGCCAUCUCCACAUCGGUCCUGGUCCUCCUGGUUGGUGCAGGACUUGUGCUUUUUCUUGUCAGGUGCAUCAGAUCAAGGCAAGCUUCUCAGCCACAUGAUGUUGCAAUGGAAACCAUGGAAUCAGUGCCAAUGACUGAGGACCAGCAGCAAUGAGGACGACACAGGAGCCUAACCUGGCAACCGCCGAAACUCAAGGAAACCCGCCCAGCUGAGUCUAACGAGAACACAUAAUGGCAGCUCCGUGUUAGCUAAGGAGUACCAGGACACAGGGAGCUGGGCACCAGGAGGAAGUGCACCGUGGUAAUACAAGGUUUCUGGAACGACCUGCUUUACUGCAUCUGGAUGUCUCCCAUGUGCACACCUGGGUUCUCUGGCAACUGGAAGGACACCACCCAUCUACCUGGCUCAGCAGAGAGGCCGGCUUCCCAAAGUGCCAGCAGCUUGAGCUCUCCUGGGAGACUCUCAUGGUCUCCAUAAAAGCCUCUGAUUUCACUCCAACAUCGACUCAAAAUAGCUUAUCAGCUAGGCCAGUGGUUCUCAAUCUAUGGGUCGUGGCCCCUUUGGAGGGGAGGAGCAUCAAACAACCCUUUCACAGGGGUCACAUAUCAGACGUCCUGCGUAUCAGAUAUUUACAUUACCAUUCAUAACAGUAGCAAGAUUACAGUUAUGAAGUUGUAACAAACAAUUUUAUGGUUGGGGGGGUCACCGUAACAUGAGGAAUUACAUUAGAGGGACACAGCUUUUGGAAGGUUAAGAGCGCCACUGUGAUAGACUCUCUUUUCUGUCCCCUACCCUGAUUUACAGUUUACAGAGCUGAGCCAUACACCAAAGGCUCCCACUCCACCCCAAGGCUCCCCUGGCACUGGGGAGUCUUGUAAAGAAGACAGCAGCACUUGAACUCCUGAAGACUUGGUUAUUGCUGCUUUGCACCUAUUGAAAAAGAGGAGAGGAAGGCAGAAGCGAUAUUGAGCCAGUGAAUCCUUUGUAUA
Myodes glareolus (Bank vole) is the source of this 1911-nucleotide messenger RNA. RefSeq names its product interleukin 15 receptor subunit alpha (gene Il15ra). The record is from RefSeq and is a predicted model, not a curated record. Gene Ontology annotation, biological process: interleukin-15-mediated signaling pathway. NCBI's taxonomy places the organism in Eukaryota, Metazoa, Chordata, Mammalia, Rodentia, Cricetidae. Gene Ontology annotation, molecular function: interleukin-15 receptor activity.